AUGAUUCAAUAAUUUUAAAUAAAGGGAACCAAAUCAACCUAUAUAAUCUAUGAUAAGAUCCUGGGUAAAGGGGCUUACGGCAUAGUUUUAUUAGCACAGGCUCUAAAUUCUGGAAAGUAGUUUGCUGCUAAAAUUGUAAAAUAAUGUUUUUUUCAUGUUUUUAAGAUAAACAAAAAAUCGCUCAGUCCAACUGACAUAGUAAAUUUGAGGAAUGAAAUCAAUAUAUAAUCCAAAUUAUCUCAUGCCAAUAUUGUUUCAAUGGAAGAUGCUUUUGAAGAUAAUGAUUACUUAUACAUGCUGCUUGAAUACUGUAGCGGAGGAUGCUUAUUUAAAAAUAUGUAAUUAAACGGUCCAUUAAGAGAAGAAAAAGCCUAUAAAUACUUUGUUUAAAUAGUUUAAGCUUUGCAAUAUUUGCAUUCAAAUAAAAUUCUUCAUCGAGAUAUUAAAGUGUUUUAUUUUCUUAAGUUAGUUAUCUAAUUUACUUUUAGACAAAGAAGACAAGAUAAAAUUGGCUGAUUUUACAUGGAGUACUUCUCUUUCAUUAGGAUACACAUCUCCUUAAAUAUGUGGAACAAUAGAAUAUAUGCCACCUGAAGUUUUUAAAAAAGGAUUCUAAACCGAAAAGCUAGACAUUUGGAGUUUAGGAAUAGUGCUCUAUGUAUAUUAGUUUGAUAACAUUAUAGGAAAUGCUUCACAAUGAUCUCCCUAAAAAGGGAUAAUUUUUUCUCAAACAGGGAAUCAGUGAGGAAUGCAUAUAAUUAAUGAAGUAGAAUUUAGAGGUGGAUACGGUAAAAAGACCUUCUGCUUAAGAAAUACUUUCCAGUCCAUGGAUUCAAAAGUUCCAAAGAAAUAACAGAUUGAUCAUCAAUACUUGCAGAAGUUAUUCUGGAUUUAAAGAUAAAAUGGGAUAUCUAAAUAAAAUCGUUUAAAUAGGUUCUCCAAUGGCUUCACCAUUAAGGACUGCUUUCGGAUCCCCUUUUGGUUCACCAUUAAAUUCUCCACUGGGAAAAGGCAAAAUCGAAAAAAAACAAGGAUCAAAUGGCCCAGAGGAAAAAUACAGAUUUAGUAAUUAAAAACUUUACUGA
This is a messenger RNA of Paramecium octaurelia, 1085 nucleotides long. The record is from the annotation of a GenBank genome assembly. NCBI's taxonomy places the organism in Eukaryota, Ciliophora, Oligohymenophorea, Peniculida, Parameciidae.